CCACAACAGAGCAAAAAUCAACACACUAAAAAUGGUGGCUUUUGCGACCAAACAGUCUUUGUUGUUGUUGUCGUCUCUUCUGGUCUUGAUCGGUGUAACUACCGGAAGUUUCUACGACAAUUUCGAUAUCACUUGGGGAAAUGGUCGUGCCAAUAUAUUUGAGAGUGGACAGCUCUUGACUUGCACUCUCGACAAGGUCUCUGGUUCAGGUUUUCAAUCAAAGAAGGAGUACUUGUUCGGAAAGAUCGACAUGAAGAUGAAACUUGUCGCUGGAAACUCUGCCGGAACCGUCACAGCUUACUACCUUUCUUCAAAAGGAGAAACAUGGGAUGAGAUAGAUUUCGAGUUCUUGGGUAAUGUUACAGGACAGCCUUACGUUCUUCAUACAAAUGUGUUCACCGGAGGCAAAGGUAACCGUGAAAUGCAGUUCUAUCUAUGGUUCGACCCAACUGCGGAUUUCCACACUUACACCGUCCUUUGGAACCCUCUCAACAUCAUCUUUCUAGUGGAUGGAAUCCCAAUCCGAGUGUUCAAGAACAACGAGGCUAAUGGUGUGGCUUACCCUAAGAGCCAGCCGAUGAAGAUCUACUCGAGUCUAUGGGAAGCUGAUGAUUGGGCCACACGAGGCGGUCUAGUCAAGACAGAUUGGACCAACGCUCCAUUCAGCGCUUCUUACAGAAGCUUCAACGAUGUGGACUGCUGCAGCCGGACCUCGUUGUUGAACUGGGUGACAUGUAACGCAAAUAGCAACUCGUGGAUGUGGACUACCCUUAACUCAAACCAGUACGGACAGAUGAAAUGGGUGCAAGAUGAUUAUAUGAUAUAUAACUAUUGUACUGACUACAAGAGGUUCCCUCAAGGUCUGCCUACGGAGUGCAACCUCGGCUGAUCGUGUUACCAAGAGCAUUUACGGACUUGAUCCGUUUGGUUUCUUUCAAUUUUUUUUAUCUACUUGAUUUGUUGAUUUGAUUCUGUAAUUUCCUCUUGAGUUUCAAAGAUUUAUUUCCCUUUAUGGGUUACUGAAUAA
Molecule: messenger RNA, 1027 nt
Organism: Capsella rubella
Lineage: Eukaryota; Viridiplantae; Streptophyta; Magnoliopsida; Brassicales; Brassicaceae
Product: putative xyloglucan endotransglucosylase/hydrolase protein 13
Exons: 3
Coding region: 32-889 (285 amino acids)
Biological process (GO): xyloglucan metabolic process; cell wall biogenesis
Cellular component (GO): cell wall; apoplast
Molecular function (GO): xyloglucan:xyloglucosyl transferase activity; hydrolase activity, hydrolyzing O-glycosyl compounds
Source: RefSeq, a predicted model, not a curated record